AUGGAACCAUCAUCACCUUUUGCUGACAGGACGGAUUCCACCGAUAAAGCCAAUGCCAAUGCCCUGACCAAUACGGUCACACACGAAAAUCUGCCGAUAAAAUCUUCCACGGACCGUCCCAGUUCCAGUCAUUCCGAUUUCGCCUUACCCAACCGAGAAAAACACAACUACUCGUGCCUGCCCACCCCGGGCACACACCAGUCGGAGCAGAAAGCUGCCCGUGCAAGGCAGCUGACUUGUAUCAAUCUGGUUUUUUGUCACAUAUGCGAAGUGUUGAAACAUUUGAAACAGUUGAAGAACUUCAGCUCAUUCCUGGCGCUCUUGCUAGCAGUUCAAGAGGUUCCGGAAAUUCUGCUAUUCAAGAAAUCGAAAUCGGUAAGUGAUGACCGUAUCGAGAAACGUGAUUUCUCACGUCAGGUUUUUCAGCUGUUAAACAAAUUCUCCUCCUACAUGAAGCCUCCCAUGUUUACCGAAUAUCGGCGAGAUCUGGAAGCCGCUUCUCUGCCCUAUCUGCCCUAUCUGGGUCUGAUAUUUCAACAGCUUAUUCAUUUGCACGCGGGCAACCCGAAAUUUCUACCAGACAUGGUCGUACAGACCGAAGCGGAUCAGUUAAACAGAGUCGAAUCGGGCAAUUCGCAAGUGCUCCUCGGAGUGAUGGUGGAUCCGACGAAUGUGAAAGAGCAGUUUGUGAAUAUGUGGCGUUGUUGGAAACACUACCUGAUAUUGGGUUAUUUUAUCAAACGCAUGGAGAAUCCGGAAACCGCUCGCCACCGUUUGCCAUGCAAUGCGGAAGUUCAGGAGAUCCUGUCCGACUUCAAAGAUCGCUUUUCCGAUACCGUCCUGGAUAAGGCCAAAGAACAACUAAUUGCGAAUAUUAAACCGAAAAAAUCAUUCUGGACAACUGGUUCCGCACACAAUUGA
This is a messenger RNA of Echinostoma caproni, 921 nucleotides long. Lineage: Eukaryota; Metazoa; Platyhelminthes; Trematoda; Plagiorchiida; Echinostomatidae. The record is from the annotation of a GenBank genome assembly.